This is a messenger RNA of Exophiala mesophila, 2322 nucleotides long. RefSeq lists its product as uncharacterized. The transcript is spliced from 4 exons. Gene Ontology annotation, biological process: regulation of DNA-templated transcription. Bases 515 to 2254 code for a protein of 579 amino acids. Gene Ontology annotation, molecular function: DNA-binding transcription factor activity, RNA polymerase II-specific; zinc ion binding. NCBI's taxonomy places the organism in Eukaryota, Fungi, Ascomycota, Eurotiomycetes, Chaetothyriales, Herpotrichiellaceae. The record is from RefSeq and is a predicted model, not a curated record.
AGACAUUCAGAGGGCAAAGGCCAACACCGCCUGUGGACCCCAGGGACCUAAAGGCGUCAAUGACGCCGACCAGAUAACCAGAUUGAGUACGUCCAUGCGUUGCUCUAGCCUCCGGACGGUGUAGCAUCGCAGCCCUUUCCACACCUUGCGCGAAGCAAGAAGCAAGAAGCUCCCAGAGCACUCCUCGAGCCUGUCCCACGCAAGGGAUCUUCAGCGUUUCCAAUUCCAUUUCCACUGCCAUCUCAACAUCACGACCUGACAGUCCCUGUGGUCAUCAGCUCCGUCAUUUACAUACAAUAAUCUCCGCAAGCCAUCUUGUAGCCCGUUUCUGCUUUAUUCUUAUUCCCAGUCGCAGUUUCUGUCUUGUCCCUCAUCACGCGCUGCGCCGCGUCGCGCUGCGUUGUUCGGCCUCCGACUAGUCGCUGAUCUUUGUGGUUCCUACGCUCGCGCCAGGCUUGCUCAAUGCUAACCGACUGGACCGCCUCUCCUCUCGUACGUCGGAGGUCCUUUUGACAUGCCGCCACACGCCAUGUGGCCACCACAACCACUUCCGUCCCGCAAUCUGCCUCCACCUCACGUACGCCAGCCUCCUGUUCACGAUGCAUCCGGUAACCAAGGUGCUCCACGCCGAACCAGAGCAAGCAAACCUAAGGUUCGGACUGGCUGCAAGACGUGUAAGAUCCGCCGGGUCAAAUGCGACGAGACCAAGCCAAAUUGCAAUAGAUGUACCUCCACAGGUCGCAAAUGUGAUGGGUACCAGGCCCAUGCCAAAGACACUUUGACGCGGUCACAGUCAACUGACACCUUGCCACCGGACACGUCCGGUCCCACCCUUCAACCACCUUUUCUUCCAGUUUCAAUCUCCAAAUCAUUCCAAGGAACUGUCCAACAACGACGCACCUUUUAUCGUUUUCAGUACUGCACCAUCCCCGCUCUUGCUGGCGGAUCUGAAUCAGGCUUUUGGACCAAGCUCCUCCUCAGAGUGGGCCAAGAGGAACCAGUGGUUCGCAACGCCAUUAUUGCGUUGGCGACAUUGCAUGAGGACUAUCAGGAACGUUGUGGCAAAUACAACCUUCAGCUGAUAGAGGAUCCCAGUUACCGCCACGCUCUGGGGCUCUAUGGCGCCUCCUUGCGAGAAUUGAAUCAACGGUUGAACCAGCCAUCGAGGACCAACGCGAGACUCGCCAUCAUUUCAAGUAUAUUAUUCACCUGUUUUGAAGUUCUCCGUCGCAAUAACAUGGCUGCCGUCAUUCACUAUCAACAAGGCAUGAGAGAACUGAUUCGCCAGAUGAAUCUUCCCCAAGGCGAGGACACCUCGCUAACACCCUACUCACCCCAAGAGUACCAGACCUCACGCGCCAACUUUCGACAAAUUCCGGAGAAUGAGUUGGAUGAGCUUCUAAGAGUCUUUGCUCGGUACGACAUUCAAGCUUGCACCUUCUCCAAACCUCGAGCGGAACCUCUGAAUUUCCCCAUCAAUGCCCUGCCUCGCGUGCAGCCUACCAAUCUCACCUUGACUCAGGUUCGCACUCAUCUGGACAACUUGCUAGUAUCUGUCUACCAGCUCGUGAAGUCUGACCUGAAGAUGUUCCGAUAUUGGGACUCAGAAGCAGUGCCCCUAGAAUGGCGACUUCAGAGGGAACAAGCUGUUGGGGUCUUCGACGCCUGGCUGGCUGCCCUCGAAGACUUCUUCCAGCUUCAUGAGAAGAACCUAGGUCUCGCAGAACUGAGAAGCUUGCUCGGGUUAAGACUGCAAAUCAGGACCGCAGUCAUCAUGCUCAAGGUCAGCAUAGAUUGUGGGCCAGAAAGCACAUUCGACCGAUUCAACAAGGAGUUUGAAGACAUGAUUUCGAGGGUGGAAGGAAUGACAACAAAGUUUCAAAUGGUCAAUGUCCUACCCCUGGCACUGGACAAAACGCCAUUUACCAUGGAACUUGGUGUCGUUCACCCUCUUUUCUUUGUGGCGUGCAAGUCUCGAGACCGGGCUCUUCGCAGACGUGCCGUUGAACAGCUGAAGAAGGUUGGUAAAGAAGGCGUAUGGGAGGGACCCAUUAUGGCCGUGCUGGGAGAAAGAAUCGCAGUCCUGGAGGAACAAGGCGUGGAGGAAGGUGGGGUCAUCCCAGAGGCCAAUCGAUUCCACGAGAUUAAGAAGAUUGUGGAUUACGACAGACGACUUGUGUUUUGGGAAGGCAACAGACUCCUCGAUGUGAAAGGCAGAACAUUCAGCGUGCACAGGGAAGCGCUUCCCUUCUAAGACAUGUGCAAAAAGAAUUGUUGAUCCUUACCUAGUCUUAUAAGCUGUACGAAUACACAUAAGGGUAC